UCGUGGUCGCCGCCGUGGGCGGGGCCGGGAGGUCGCGACUGACCCUCGACCCCGGUGGGUCGCGGCGCCGCGCACUCGCUCCCGGGUCCCGAGCAUGACGAGCCGAGCCGGAGGGUCCGCGCGCGCUCUGGUCGCCGCGCUGCUGGCGCCGGCGCUGGUGGCGCUUCUGGUGGCGCCGGCGCGGGGCCGGGGCGGCCGGGGUCACGGCGACUGGGACUCCGCCGCGCCGCUGCCGCCGCUGCCGCCCCGCGAGGACGCGGCGCGCGUGGCCCGCUUCGUGGCGCACGUGUGCGACUGGGGCGCGCUGGCCACGGUGUCGGCGGAGCCCGCGGUGCGCGGCCGGGCCUUCGCCGACGUGCUGUCGCUCAGCGACGGGCCCCCGGGCGCGGGCCGCGGCGCGCCCUACUUCUACCUGAGCCCGCUGCAGCUGUCGGCCGCCAACCUGCGGGAAAAUCCACAUGCUACGCUGACUAUGUCUUUGGCACAGACGAACUUCUGCAGGAAGCAUGGAUUUGAUCCCCAAAGUCCCCUCUGUGCCCACAUAAUACUGUCAGGAACCGUUACCAAGGUGAACCAGACGGAAAUGAGCUUUGCCAAGCAUUCCCUGUUUGUCCGACACCCUGAGAUGAAAACCUGGCCGUCCAGCCAUAAUUGGUUCUUUGCCAAGUUGAAUAUAACCAACAUCUGGGUCCUGGACUACUUUGGUGGACCAAAAAUAGUGACACCUGAAGAAUAUUAUAAUGUCACAUUUCAGUAA
This is a messenger RNA of Mustela lutreola (European mink), 757 nucleotides long. It is a transcript of the gene CREG1, whose product is annotated as cellular repressor of E1A stimulated genes 1. The record is from RefSeq and is a predicted model, not a curated record. The transcript has 3 exons. NCBI's taxonomy places the organism in Eukaryota, Metazoa, Chordata, Mammalia, Carnivora, Mustelidae. The coding region runs from base 95 to 757 and encodes 220 amino acids.